AUGGCGGCAGGAGGGAUUGAUAGUGGAUCCAUUUCCUCGAGGGUUUUAGUGCCUUCUUUUCAUGAUUUCUUGCUGGAAAUUGUUCCAAUGUUUACUGAAGAAAACCUCAGAGCCAUGAAGCGCUUUAUGAAGGAUGUUAUUUCGUUGAAGAUCGGAGUUGAAUGCGAGGCCGCUCGCGAUCUUUUAGCUGAACUGUGGAAAUCACACUGUAUCAGUGAACAUGAUUUGGAUUUGCUCGAAGAUCUGCUUGGCGUCAGUGGUAGGAGAGACAUCCUAGAUAUGUUACGUGAUUAUAAAAAGAAGUGUCCUUCAAAUUUGGAAAGUAUGUCCACAGAACCGAUCGGCGAGCUGAUUCCAGGUAAUUAAAUCAGUGGUUGUGAGUUUUAAAAUUUUCUAUCUUCAACUAGCUCCAAUAAUCAUACAUUUUUUUGAUACCGGAACUGAUGGCAUUCGUAACUUGCUACAAAUUCUUUUUUGAAGAGUAAGAUUGCUUAGGGUUUGGCCACCUGACUGAAAAUUGCAGUCUUCUCUGAGAUUUCGCAACUUGCUUUCUUUGUCUGGGAAUGAAAACACUUAAAAGGGCGGCUAGUAACUUUGGCCCAUUUAGCAAGGCUUACUGUCCAAAUUUCAUGCUUUUUGAGAGUCUCUAAUAGAUCUAUGCUAAAUUGAAAAAAAAAUUGCAGAGUAAUUUGUUUUCAUGCCUGGGCACGUGUUUAAUUAAGCUUAUAGGAUAAUGUUUUCUUUACAGAAGUAUCAAAUAAUUUCUGUAUUUUUAAAAAGUCACGAAAUUCAGCUUUCUUUGUUUACAAUGGUGCUCACUCAAAGGAAUGGACAACAAUGUAAAAAUAAUUAAAGUGUCAUAAUUUCUAUCUUUAAUAUUCUUAUACACACAAUUGCAUACACAUGUGGCCUUAUCUGCUUGUGUCAAUUUCGGGGGUAGCAAAUCCAAGAUUUUGGAUCAGAAGAAAAACUUAAUACUUCAAGGGUCAGCACAAACACUGCUGAGAUUUUUAGGAUUAGAUCAAAAUUUCAGUUUCCAAGAUCCAUGAUUAUUGAUGCAUUAUUUUGUCAUGCCUGUCAUAACCUGUUAUAGUGUGGCAGGCAUGCUAGCAAGCUAAGGUCCUCUUAGGAUAAAACUCUGACAAGCGACGUGCUUGAAACAGUAGCAUAGGGCAGCAGAAAAGGCCACAAAUGAUGCAAAGAUGGGUUGAAACUGCGACAGCAACAGAGAAAAGUGCAAAUACAAAUAUUAAAAUACAUGGCUUCCUCCUCAACAUAUAUAUAGGAUAUUACAUGGCUGCACAGAGAUACAAAAUUUGUCUUUGAGUGUUGAAAAAUAUUCAUGAGUGAAAUAUUUUUCAACGCGAGAAGAAAAAUUUUGUAUCUCCAAGCGGCCAUGUAAUGUUCUAUUUAUUAUAUAAACAUCAAUGAAAUACCAAACCAUUUCACUUUAACAGUUUUUUGGUGUGAAAGGCACGAUUUAUUAUGUAGCCAUAGCAAAGGUGAUAUUUUCACAUGUGAAGAUAGCAUGUUAUUUUCACGUGUGAAGAUAUCAAGUUUUUGCAUGAAAGCUCACCUGGUAUUUCAUUAAUUUGGUGUUUAUAUAAUAAAAGACAAUACGUUUUCAAAUUCAGACUAGGGACAUACAUAACCCCCCUAAAGGCUGGUUAUCACUAGUGACAGAGUUUGAGUCGGAAUCGUAAGCAGAGUUGUAAGAGCACUUAUGAUCUUGUGAAAGUCAAAAUUCAAAGCUGUAAGCAGAAUCAUGAGCUCUACAGAAUUGGAGUCGGAAGAAGCAGAACAUUUCUAUAUUCUUCCAACUCCACUUUUGACCCCGUCGUUUCGUUCCACUUAUGAUCUAGUGAAAACCAGAAUGUCAGAGUUAGAAGCAGAAGCGAAAGGACAAACCAAUCACAAAGCACUUUCCCACACUUUGUGAUUAGUUUAGUUCUUUUGCUUCUGCUUGUGACUCCGUCAACCCAGUUUUCGCUUGAUCAUAAACAACAGAGUCAUAUUAAAGCAGAAUCAGAACACUGUUUUCACUGGAUUGUAAAGCUCUACUCUUCUGAUUAUGACUCUGACUCCAUCGCUAGUGCAAAAAUUCUUUACCAAUUGAGAAGUAAAUUUUUCAAAUGGAAGGUUUUAUAGCAGAUCUAAUACCUUAAGAGGGCCUCACUAGCCUGCGUGCAUGGUGGGGAAUGAAAGGGGUUGGGGAAGGGGAUUGGGAGGAAGUGAAUAAGGGAGAGGGACUGGGGCAAGGUAUGCAGGCCACAGGGCAUUCAUUAGGCAUCGAAGAUCGAAGAAUUCUCCAUUUACUACACAGAAUUCUCCGGCUAACAUGCGAUAGCCUGUGACUAAAUUUUCUAUUCAGACGGGAGCCUCUUUCACAAUAUUCUCCUGUAAAGUUAUGCCUUUCUCCUGCUGUAAAGUUAUGCCUUUCUCCUGCUACUGGAAUUCUUUGUAAGGCCAUGCCUGUUAUAAUACAAAAACUCCAAUGUUAUUUUAUCUAGUUUCUUCCCUUUUAGAACACUUGUGUCUUAAAAGUAAGGAAUUCCCUGCUUUAUCUUAAUUUUGUGUUUCCUUCUUUUUCCUUCUUUUUUUCUACAGCAUGUGGAAGGUCUAUAGUCUCCUUUAUACUACAUAGCAGUGAAGAUUCAGUGACUCAGAACAGGAUGAUUGCUUUCAAGAAAUCUUUGUGCGAGAAUUUAAAGCUAGUACAGGCUGAAGUUACUUUCAUUCUGAGCAUCCGGUUUCCUCAGCCACAUCUGGUAUUUCAAUUGCCGACUGAGGCCUUACCUGUUUUGCGACACUGUACUGGCUGGAGAAAAGGGUGGCUUUUUUCCUUGGAUGUUACAGGGGUGCAGGUGUCUGGUGAACAGGUGAUUGCUGUACAAGAGCUGAAAAUAUCACAGCUUAGGCUGCAGGAAGAUCCAGGUAAAAUAAUAAUCAUUACACAUUGUCAACAAGGGGCCAACAAUAAGCUUAAACUAUAAAAAAAACUAGACAAUGUUGGCUAAUGGAUAGGAUUGUACUAUGCUUACAAUAAGCUAUGUAUCACAGCAAAAAAAAAAGAGAUAAAUGUAGUAUUCACUGGUUUGUAAAUGGGGUGAUAGCUUUGCUAAAAGCUCACACCAGUACAAGGCUUUUAAGUUAGGCAACUUAAAGCCAGGCCAGCAAGUGAAACCCCUCCCCCCCAGGGGGGGGGAUUUUGCUUUCUUUCUGGAGCAAAAUACCACAGGGUACCCAUGCCAUGAGUUUUAAAGAAAAAUUAUCAAAAAAAUAAAGCAAUGAAUAAAGCAACAUGAAAUUGUGUCUUUUUACUUACCUCUCUAAUCUCUCUAGAAACUUGCAUCUGGGCACCAUACAUCUGGCCCACGGACUACUAAAAGAGCAACCUCAUUCCCAGGGUUCUCUCCUACCCGCCCUACGGAGCGAGAGAUAGAGAGACCCUGGAAAACGCUGGUCACGUGGCUCCAGAACAAAAUUAAUUCUGAGGGAGGAGUCCUUUGUCUCGCAUUUUUUUUUUGUCUGGUUUUAUAUUCGCAAUGUUCAGGCAGUGAUCGCAACAGCAAGAUAGAUUUGCUAACCCUACUACAACUAUAACUGAAACUAAGGGAAAUUUCUGCCUAAACAAAACUAUCAGAUAAACAAGUGAGUUACCAGAGAAGGAAUCAAAAAGGAGCAUUGUCGCCGGUUAAACCGAUGACACCAAUCGCUAAAAAUCUACAAUCUUGGGUUAUACACAAGCGAGUUAAUUGUUUGAAGGUAAAAUCCCUGUAUGUUGAACUUAGAAAAGUGUUAAAUCAAUAGAUCAAAGAUAAAAAUAAUUAUAUACCAAGGCGACAUGGAAGACAACAGGAAAUAGUAUAAACAGAGACAAAACAGACAACAUAACCUGCACAAUAGUAGUCUUGAAAACACAUACAGGCACUGUACAUUUGUCUUCUAAAGUGGCCUCCACAACAUGAUGGCAAUUCAAAUCUAGUGCGUUUUGGUAUGAAUACUGCUACCAGGAUACCUAAAUUAUUUUUGACUGCACAAACGGUGAAUCCUCCGCGAUUUCCCGUGCAUGUGCCAAAUGAAAGCAUCGCUGAUAAACAUCCGAUUAACAUCCAGAUAUUCUGUAGGAACUUACGCUUUCGCUGUCAAAGGAUUGUGUGCAUUAUUUUCGGCAUUCAAGAUUAGGUCAGGUACACAGUUUCAUGGCUGCACUGACCUGUCUACGCUCUAUAGAGACAAAGCUCACACUUACCUGCCCCUCCCUCAAAUCGUUUGUUUGUAAUCUCCCAGAUUCUGGGAGCCACAUGACCAGUGUUUUCCAGGGUCUCUCUCUCUCUCGCUCCGUAGGGCGGGUAGGAGAGAACCCUGGGAAUGAGGUUGCUAAAAGGGUAGCAAAUAGUGUGACAUAAACAGCUGGGUUUAUAAUGUGUUUCUUGUUUAUGCUAGUUCUUGUUUCUCCAAUACUGAGAGUCAGCGAAGCAGCCCGAACAGGCGAUGUCUCAGAAUUAAAAAGAGUACUUGAUGCUGAGACAAUUGUGAAGCGAGACUUCUUGCUUAAAACCCGCACUGAUGGUGCCACGCCACUAAUCGUAGCUGCAAGAAAUGGCAACACUGCUAUAGUACAGUGCCUCCUUAAUGAAUAUGAUGUUGACUUGGAGCAAGAGGGAACAGUUAAAAUUGAUGGCGACCUUAUUGAGUGUUGCACGCCACUUUGGAUGGCUUCUCUUGGAGGUCAUUUGGCAAUUGUUAGGUUGCUGUUGGAGCGAGGGGCCGAAGUGAAUCACACCACUCUGACAAAUUCCACCCCGUUAAGAGCAGCAUCUUUUAAUGGCCACACUGAGGUACAGAUUAAAAUGCGUUUGUGUAUAAAUUACAGUCAUUGGUACUUAACUUGAAAUGAGUGCUGGGAAGAAGGCAGUUUUACUCUUAAUCCAAUGUCAAAUUCUCUUUUUGUUUCACAAGAAAGAAAACCCAAGGCAAUUUUAAGGAGAGAGUAGCAAUUUAUCUAAAUAGUUUUUUUUUAGGCUUUUUGGCACCCUUAGCAUGUGUCCUACAGCAGUGUGUGUCAAUUAAUAUUUUCUGCCUGGGCAUUUUAACAUAUUUUUUGUUUCUGAUGUUUUUAUAGGUGAUACGAUGCUUGAUUAGUCACGGUGCAGAUGUCAACAAGCGAAAUCAAGAUGGCAACACAUGCAUCAUGGUAGCCUGUUGGAAUGGGCACCUUGGUACAUUUGGAUUGCUGCGCACAUCAGGAGCAAACAUGGAUGUGCAAGAUAAUCAAGGCUUUUCGAUGAUCCACUGUGCUACAGCAGCAAAUAAUCUUAUGUUGUUACAUGAGCUUCUUCCAGUGCCAAACAUGAGUGCAGUAAAUGCUAAAACCUCCGAGGGUAUCACACCUUUGAUGCUUGCAUGUGAGAAGAACCACCCGGAUGUUGUUUUGUUUUUACUUCAGAGAGGUGCUGCAGUGGAUGAGAGAUCUGACAAAGGCCUCACAGCAGCUCAUUUCUGUGCUCUUUCUAAUGACAUUGCCAGUUUACAGCACCUCAUAGACUACAAAGCAGAUUUGUCAAAGUCCACUGAACGAGGGAGUACGGCGUUGAUGUUAGCCUGCGCUAAAGGCUAUGUUACUAUAGUAACUGCAUUACUUAGAAACACUUCGAAAUCCAAGUUGAAAAGUGAACUCAGCUCUGCUCUAAAGCUCCGCGGACUGACUGGACAACAAAGCUGUCUAGGGCUCCUCUCCACACCUUCAAGAGGAAUGGAUAUAAAUGUUGCCAAUGAAAAUGGCGAGACAUGUCUAAUGAUGGCCUGCGAGAAAGGCAGUGUGGAAAUCGUCAGGAUUUUGCUGGAUGAAGGAGCUGAUCCUAAUGUAUCAGACAAGAAUGGCGUCACUCCGCUCAUGAUCUGCUGUAGGCGUGGUCAGGAUAGAAUCGUGCCUCUGUUGCUGAGAAAGGGAGUUCAAGUGGAUCUGAUGAAUAAUGAGGGUGACACUGCUUUGCACAUCUGUAUACGACAUUAUCGAGAGUUCAGCGGUCAUAAAAAGUGUCUUGAGCAGCUGCUGAGUACUGGAGUUCACAUGGAAAUGAAGGUAAGUCUGGUAACAGUUUCACUCAUUCCCAAAGUUCAUUUUUUAAAGUGCUGAAAAAUAGGCCAUUUCCAACUUCUAAAAACUCUAGUUUUCAAAACGAGGUUAAGUGCAAAACUUGUGAAAAUGAGUUUUAUUUGCAUGAGAAUGAAAAUCAUUUUCAAAUCAAUAGGGCUGCACCUAGCCUCGCUUUGAAAGAGAACCUUGGGGUAACUCGCAAAUGGCCUAUCGAUAGCACAAUGUAAAAGUACUUGACCAAAAUAAAUUCCAGAGCAUUUUGAAGGGGAGUCAUGUAUGUAAAAGAUUUCAUUCUUUCUACUUAAAAAAUGCAUGACUCAGGCUUUAAUUGACAUUGUAAUUAUAUAGAAUCUGUCUAACUUCUUAGAAAAAUGUGAGAACACGAAAAUGUUAUAAACUUUGUUGUGGCAUUAGUACUCUAGAGAGAUACCCUGCAUCUGUUUCUUCUACUAGUAUUAGUACAAGUGUUGUAGUAUAGUGGCUUUGAUUUUUGUCAAAAGCAGGCAAGUCUUAUUGUAUUUUAGCCAAGCUAGCACAUCAGCGGAACACCAUGAGUAAGACAAUUUGGUUAUCUAUGCAUCCAAGAAAUUUUGGUUCUGACAAAAUUGUCCAUACGUCCAUUCCUUCAUGUUGGCAGAUGUGAAAUGGCACACUGAUUAGCUAGGAGUCCAAGGCAUAUACUAUCUGUGUUUCACUUGGUGUUGGGCAUCCAUGUUAUGGUCAAUUGACAGCUGUCAAAAAAGGGUAUCUGCUGACCAGUGUCUCAUGACUGUAUUAUGGGUUCACAUAAACAACUCAUUCAGGUGACAUUUUUUUUCACUUAUCCUCUGUUUUGGUCUUUAGUUGAUCGCAGGCUCAGGUUCAUUUUUUUAAGGUGGUAUUCAGUUUGCCUUUUGCUUGUGGCAAAAGUUGAAUUACUUGAGAAAGACAUUUCUUAAAAGAUCCUACGAGAACUUUGCUUUUGGCCUUGGCUAAAUCUAUAUAUUACUAAUAGGAACACUUCUAGUGGCAGAAAAAUCUUUGUAACUCUACCCUAUUAAGUGUAAGCGCUGUUCUUUUAAUGUAGAAUGCUUUAGGAGAGACACCUGUCUCAGUUGCUCUGAAGAGCAAGGCUUGGUGCGGACAAGCUCUUGAACUACUGCAUGGUAGAGGACUGGAACUCAGUACUUCGCUCCAGGACUCUGCAGGCGAUACUGUCUACCACAAGUGCGCACGCUCAGGUGAUCUAUCGUCCAUGACCUAUCUCUUGGGGAUAGACCAUAGGGGGCCACUACAGAGGAAUCAUGAUGGUGACACGGCGCUCCGAGCUGCAGCGCUUGAAGGCUCCGAAGUCAUGACACGCACACUGCUUAACACUGUCAGCGGGUUCACCAUGAAAGACAAAGUUGAAGCUCUGGAGUUGCUUGGCGUUGGUCUGUUGGCUAAGGAAAUAUCACGUGAUUGGGAUAUCUCUGCAGUGGUGAGUUUCUGGAAAGAAUCCCUAGAGCUCAGGCGCACGAAUGGCAUUCGUCUUCCUGCAAGUGCACCUCGCGAGUUUCCGUUGGAGUAUUUCUUAGAAGCGAGGACGUUAAGUGAUUUCAUGUCAUUUUUGUCGAAUCCCAGCGCUGCUACUGCGCAAGCGCUGCAAAUUUGUGACCGUGUGUUGGGUGACAGACAUUCUCGCCUCCCCUCCCUCCUGGGGACUAUCGGAGAAAGAUUUGCGCAGAUCGGAGAGUUUUGUCGAAGUUUGAACAUCUGGCUCUACGUCCUGGAGGUACAGCUUAGAUCGCUUCCUUCAUCGUCAGAAGCAGUUGAAGAUGUUCUUAACACGUUCCGUUGCUUUGCGGAUGCUUUUGGUUUCGUUCUGAGUCGCAGUGGGGCUGUUCUUCAGUUCAAGACAGUCCAUCACGUCGUCAGAAGUGUUCUCCAGGGCCUCAGAACCUAUCCUACUUUGUAUGAAGCACGUGACAAAAUGAUGGUCUACCUCCUGCACUACCUGGCCGCCAUGCUGGAAGUCGCGACAGCAGAGCGCGACGUAGUUGUUGCCAUGGAUACGGCCAAAGAAGUUGCUAGGGCUCGUUUGCGGAGUACAACAGGCUCCACUCUCCUUCACCUUGCGUGCAGUUCCAAAACCGAGGACAUCAGCUCAUUAAAGGAACACCUUCACUUUCCAAGUCUUCGAGUCUGCGAGUUCUUGCUGGACAGCGGUAUUGACUUGAACGUAGUAGACAAUGCCAGAAACACAGCGCUUCAUGUACUACUCACCAAAGGUCACGCGGAGAAAGACGUGCUUUCCUGUUUGUUAAAGUCAGGCGCUCAUAUGGACGCGCGGAAUUCUUCAGGAAAGACUGCUCUUGAUCUCGCGAGAUGUGAGAAAGUUCGCCAUGUUAUACGCGCUGCCGAACUGGUGCCUAGUCUCCAGUGCCUCGCAGCUGGGAAGAUCGUAGGAGAAAAGAUAUGGUAUGAAGGAAUAGUUCCGAAGAGACUAGAAGCAUUUAUUCAGCUGCAUUAA
This is a messenger RNA of Porites evermanni, 8591 nucleotides long. Lineage: Eukaryota; Metazoa; Cnidaria; Anthozoa; Scleractinia; Poritidae. The record is from the annotation of a GenBank genome assembly.